UGAAGGCUAUCAUCGACAGAAUCACUCAGCAACCAUGAGGUCUCUUGUAUUCGUUCUGCUCAUCGGAGCUGCCUUUGCGACGGAGGAGGACAAGAUCGUCGGAGGGAAGGAGUGCACUCCCUACUCCCAGGCCCAUCAGGUGUCUCUGAACUCUGGCUACCACUUCUGUGGAGGCUCCCUGGUCAACGCGGACUGGGUGGUGUCUGCCGCUCACUGCUACAAGACCCGUGUGGAGGUUCAGUUGGGAGAGCACAACCUUAGAGUCAAGGAGGGAAACGAGCAGUACAUCAGCUCCUCCCGUGUCAUCCGUCACCCCAACUACAGCUCCUACAACAUCAACAAUGACAUCAUGCUGAUCAAGCUGAGCAACGCUACCCUCAACCAGUACGUGAAGCCUGUGGCUCUGCCCAGAAGCUGUGCCCCCGCUGGCACCAUGUGCACCGUCUCCGGCUGGGGAAGCACCCAGAGCUCCUCCGCUGACAAGAACAAGCUGCAGUGCCUGAACAUCCCCAUCCUGUCCAACAGGGACUGUGAUAACUCUUACCCCGGCAUGAUCACUGAUGCCAUGUUCUGCGCUGGAUACCUUGAGGGAGGCAAGGACUCUUGCCAGGGAGACUCUGGUGGACCCGUCGUGUGCAACGGUGAGCUGCAGGGUGUUGUGUCCUGGGGCUACGGAUGUGCUCAGAAGGACAACCCCGGUGUCUACGCCAAGGUCUGCCUCUUCAACGAUUGGCUGGAGACCACCAUGGCCAGCUAUUAAGUCUGAUCCUGCGACCAUUUUACUCUGCUGCCUUUCUUCCAUCAUUCCAUCUUUCAUCAUAACUCCACCAUGAGUUUUGAAUAAUGUGCAAUCUGAGUAAAUAAAAUACUAUA
Notothenia coriiceps (black rockcod) is the source of this 873-nucleotide messenger RNA. Its product is annotated as trypsin-1. Gene Ontology annotation, molecular function: serine-type endopeptidase activity. The record is from RefSeq and is a predicted model, not a curated record. The transcript has 6 exons. Bases 35 to 760 code for a protein of 241 amino acids. NCBI's taxonomy places the organism in Eukaryota, Metazoa, Chordata, Actinopteri, Perciformes, Nototheniidae. Gene Ontology annotation, biological process: proteolysis.